AUGUUUUCAAAACCUACUUUACAAUAAUCUGUUUAAUUACCUACGAGAUAAGAACAAAAGAAAGGGGAGAGAGUAAAGCUAAGCUUUGAUCAUUUAUGGCGGAGAAGAGUUUCAAGUACGUGAUCGUCGGCGGUGGUGUAGCUGCUGGAUAUGCGGCGAGAGAGUUUGCCAAGCAGGGAGUGCAGCCUGGUGAGCUAGCAAUUAUUUCAAAGGAGGCGGUGGCUCCAUAUGAACGUCCUGCCCUAAGUAAGGGAUAUCUCUUCCCUGAGGGAGCUGCAAGACUUCCUGGUUUCCAUGUCUGUGUUGGAAGUGGUGGAGAGAGAUUGCUUCCUGAGUGGUAUAAGGAAAAAGGUAUUGAAUUGAUCCUUAGCACAGAAAUAGUGAAGGCAGAUCUUCCUGCCAAUACUCUAGUAAGUGCAGCUGGAGAAAAAUUCAAGUAUCAAAUUUUGAUUGUCGCAACUGGUUCCACGGUUAUUAAGUUGUCGGAUUUUGGAGUGCAAGGAGCUGAUGCCGAAAACAUCUUUUACUUGAGAGAAGUUGAUGAUGCCGAUAAGUUGGUAGAAGUAAUCAAAGCAAAGAAGAAUGGCAAGGCUGUUAUCGUUGGAGGAGGCUAUAUUGGUCUUGAGCUUGGUGCAGCCUUGAGAAUUAACAAUCUUGAUGUCAGCAUGGUGUACCCUGAACCAUGGUGCAUGCCCCGGCUUUUCACCUCUGGCAUAGCUGCUUUCUAUGAGGGUUAUUAUGCUGAUAAAGGGAUCAAAAUUAUAAAGGGAACAGUUGCAGUUGGAUUCACCUCUGACUCAAAUGGAGAGGUAAAGGAAGUUCAACUUAAGGAUGGCAGAGUUCUGGAAGCCGACAUUGUUGUUGUUGGUGUUGGUGGAAGGCCCCUUACAACAUUAUUCAAAGGGCAGGUUGAAGAAGAGAAGGGUGGAAUAAAGACUGAUGCAUUUUUUAAAACAAGUGUUCCCAAUGUAUAUGCUGUGGGUGAUGUAGCCACUUUCCCCUUGAAGUUAUACAAUGAAUUGAGAAGGGUUGAACACGUGGACCAUGCCCGGAAAUCUGCCGAACAGGCCGUAAAGGCCAUCAAGGGAAUUGAGAAGGGGCAAACAGUUGAAGAAUAUGACUAUUUGCCAUACUUCUAUUCUCGGUCCUUUGAUCUAGCAUGGCAGUUCUAUGGUGACAAUGUCGGGGAUACAGUGCUUUUCGGAGACAACAACCCGCAAUCACCGAAACCAAAGUUCGGAUCAUACUGGAUCAAAGAUGGGAAGGUGGUUGGAGCUUUCCUAGAAGGUGGCACCGCCGAAGAAAACCAGGCAAUUGCUAAAGUUGCUAAGCUUCAGCCUAAAGUAGAGGAUUUGGAUGCGCUGACCAAAGAAGGUCUUACCUUUGCCUGUAAGAUUUGAAGA
Messenger RNA from Hibiscus syriacus, 1403 nucleotides. Its product is annotated as monodehydroascorbate reductase, seedling isozyme-like. Gene Ontology annotation, cellular component: cytoplasm. Bases 96 to 1400 code for a protein of 434 amino acids. The transcript is spliced from 10 exons. The record is from RefSeq and is a predicted model, not a curated record. Gene Ontology annotation, molecular function: flavin adenine dinucleotide binding; oxidoreductase activity, acting on NAD(P)H. NCBI's taxonomy places the organism in Eukaryota, Viridiplantae, Streptophyta, Magnoliopsida, Malvales, Malvaceae.